This is a messenger RNA of Humulus lupulus (European hop), 931 nucleotides long. Its product is annotated as monothiol glutaredoxin-S10. The record is from RefSeq and is a predicted model, not a curated record. The transcript has a single exon. Bases 229 to 537 code for a protein of 102 amino acids. NCBI's taxonomy places the organism in Eukaryota, Viridiplantae, Streptophyta, Magnoliopsida, Rosales, Cannabaceae.
AUUUCAUCUCAAAAACCAAAACCAAAUCAUCAGAAAGCUUUCCUCACACUAAUUCUUUUUAGCAAGCUUUCUCUCCUCAUAUUAAAAUAGUUACACAUAUCAUCUCAAGCUUAUAAUAUAUUCAUAUAUAUCACUUUCACCACUACUUUUUCUUAUAGGAGAGAAAAUUCAAAAGAUCUUAAUUAGGCACAUACAUAUAUUAAACAAAAGUAUUAUAUAUAAUACAUUAUGGAUCGAGUAGCAAAGUUGGCAUCCCAGAAGGCAGUGGUGAUAUUCAGCAAGAGCUCGUGUUGCAUGUCCCAUGCAAUCAAGAGACUGUUCUACGAGCAAGGAGUGAGCCCGGCGAUCUACGAGCUCGACGAGGACUCAAGAGGCAAGGACAUGGAGUGGGCCCUCAUGCGCCUCGGCUGCAACCCCUCCGUCCCCGCCGUCUUCAUCGGCGGCAAGUUCAUCGGCUCCGCCAACACCAUCAUGACUCUUCAGCUCAAUGGCUCUCUCAAGAAGUUACUCAAGGACGCUGGAGCUAUCUGGCUCUGAUUGCAAGAAAAUUAUAUUGCAUAUACAUACCAUUUUUUAUGGUUAAUAAUAAGGUUUAUAUAAAUCUCUAUUUUGAUCAUCAUCUUUUGAUCUUGAAUUUUUUUUUUCUUUAUGAAAAAAAAUAUACUUGUGAUCGAAGAGAAAAGCGGCUUUAGGAAACUACAUUUUGUGCAGAAUUAAUAUAUAUAUAAGAGUCCAACUAUAUAUAUAUAUAAUAUAUGUAUGCACGUGUGUAAAACUAGCUCUAUAUACUACUUAUAACUCUUUCUUCUUCUUCUUCUUCUUCUUCUGCUUCUUCUUCUUCUUUCUUAAUAUAUUUGUAUACUAAUUAAGCUGAUCUAGAUGCAAAUGUACUACGAGUUCAAGUGAAUACAUAUUGUAGCUUAUAUUUUCA